Molecule: messenger RNA, 3272 nt
Organism: Salpingoeca rosetta
Lineage: Eukaryota; Choanoflagellata; Craspedida; Salpingoecidae
Exons: 2
Coding region: 249-3272 (1007 amino acids)
Source: RefSeq, a predicted model, not a curated record
GCAGCAUCCCAUACAUCGCACACAUUCUCCCUCCCCCACCCAAGCACGAGCACAAGCAACCCAUAUCAACAACAGCACACACGCACAAGCACGCACACACGGAGAGCCAUUCAACAACAACCAGGCCUCCCACACAGCAACCACCUUUUGAUCGACAAGCAAGCAAACAGCAAACAAGGACACGCAAACUUAGCCAAACACACACACAGAGACAGACACACACACACACACACACACAGCGCAGAAGGAUGUCUGUGGCGGAGACCAUCCAGCGACUGGAGCGCCACAACCGGCAGGUGACGCGAGGCGAAGACGGCGAUGAUGAAGGCGGCGUGCGCGGUAGUGGCCCCAUUGGUGGGUUUGGUCGGUCCACGUUUGCACAGAACAGCACGCGUGGCAUCAACAACCGCGCGUCACCACCACCACCCGUCGCGGCGAAACCGGUGGCCAUGAGGACACUCGACUUUGGUCUCACAAAUGCCACUGACGAGGCACCCUCAGAUGCAAAGACAGAGGAUCCACAACAAGAGCAAUCGCAGCAUGUGCAGUUGCAGGAAGAGCUGGCCACAAUCAGGGAGCAGCUGGAAGAGCUGCAAGGGCUCUAUGCAACAGCACAGCGCGAGCUGCGGGAACAAUGCGUAAAGACGCGCGAAAUGGAGAAGGAGUUGGCAGACACCGUGGCAGAUAACAAGCAACUGGCACGCGCGCUGGCCAUGGCCAUUGAGCGCCGCCCGUCCACCCAUCUUCUCGCCGACGCCGUCGCAGCGGACAGCGACACCGACGACGCACGAUCAGCAGCAGCAACAGCAGCAGCAGCGAGAACAGCGGCGGCAGCAGCAGCAGUGAAGGCCGGUCGGCGGUCCAGCCGUGACAGCCGCCGGUACAGUGACGGCCACGCGAACACACGCACACGGCACUCGGAGGCGCGUCUUCGUCGCGGCAGCCACCAGCCGCGCAGUGGCGAUGACUGGAGUACCGUCUCCAUCGCAAGCGACAACACGCUCGCAGCCGCAUACGAGGAGGACCCGCACCUGCCCGCGCUGCCAGAGGUGUGCUUCAUGGACGACGAGACGGAGUGGCAGAGCCUGCGCGGUGGCGACGAUGAUGACGAUGAUGGUGUUGUUGGCGAGCGCCAUCCCCGUCAGCGCGGACACAGGACAGCGGCAACGGCGGUGACGCCCUCGCCACCUGCGUCGCCCUCAACACCAGCCACCAAGUCCCCCUCAAAGCCGCGCCGGAAGCGCAGCUGGUUCUUCUUCUCGCGGCGCAGCCGCAACACACACACCCCUGCUGACAUCGGCGGCGACGACGACAGCCACCACGACCACAACGCGUCGCUCCUCGAGCCAGGAACGGCAGCAGGCAGCAGGCAGCGCCGUGGCAGCAAGUCGUGCCCCGACACUCCGCUCAAGACCAAACAGAAGCAACAGCACCGCAAGAGCAGCCGCUCCAUGUACGACAACGACCCGUUUGCAGACGAUGACGCGCUGCACCACCACGACGACAAUGACCACCACCACACCCACGACUACGAUGAGGCGGACGCCAUCGUGCAGCGGCGGGGGCGCAGUCGCUCACGCACGCGCACGCGCACGUCCAGUGCAUCGCGUGCGCGGAGCCGCUCAGCACGGCGCGCACGCAAGGAGCGAAAGGCGGCGGAGAAGGAGGAGAAGAAGAGACGCAAGGAAGAGGAGAAGCAGCGAAAGAAGGCAGAGAAGAAACAGCACAAGCUCAUGAAGAGCCGCCGUGGUGGUGCUGGUGUUGGGGAUGGUCACUAUGACGGUGGUGAUGAUGGCGAAGGUGACAGGGAGGAGAAGCAACAGCAGCGACGACGCAGAUCCUCCUCGUGGCGGCUUCGCUCGUUCCACCUCCGCCGACAACAGCACAAGCUUGCCAAGCUCACGAAACAGCACAGCGGUAGGGGCGAUGGUGACGCUGACGCUGACGGCAACAGUGCACAUGGUGGCAGCAGAGCCAAUGACUCCAACAGCUGCGACGACCACGCCUACAACAAAAGCAGCGGCAGCAGCAGCAGCGGUGCGCGCUCGGCGCGUGACGUAUCGCCGCUGUCGCCAUCACAGCAGGAGCGACAGGACGGCGGGCGGCCACGCGCCAAGUCGCAGGGGGAGAUUCUGGUGGACGAGAUCCUGGAGUCGAUGAUACAGGGCACGCCGCCAAAGUCGCCCAAGAUGACGCGGGCGGAGCGGCGGCAGGCAAAGCGUGUUGAGCGGGAGAUUCGGCGCAGUCAGAUGGAGAUCAAGCGCGAGAACCGGCGCAAGGACAAGCGCAGAUCUGCGUCCGUCGACAGCACGGCCGCGUCGCCAAGUCGCGGGUCGCGGUGGCGCCUGCUGCGGCGCUCAACCACCAGCUCGCCCGCAGACAACAAGGGCAGCAAGAGCAGCAAGAGCAGCAAGAGCAAAGCGAGUGGCAGCCGAUUGUCGCUGCGUCGGCGGUCCAGCCACGCCCUCGUGUCCGCCGCACAGCUACCGGGGGAACAGCCCGUGGUGACCGGCAUGAUCUCACUGCAGCAGGUCAUCGCAGAGUGCACAGCGGAGCAGGAGCGCGAUGGCGGUGAUGGUGCUCGUGGUGGUGCUCGUGGUGGUGCUGGUAACAGCGGUGGUGUACAGGAGGAGACCUCGCCAGCGUGGGACGACGAGAGCGCAGCGCUAAACCGGCGGCUGGAGAAGGCACUCAACAUGUCGGCUGCUACCGCUGGGGCUGAUCAUGGUGGUGAUGGUGGUGGUGAGGGUGGUGAUGGCAACAGUGAUGCUGUCAGCAUGCACAGUGAGGAAGACACAAUGGCCUCCCACAACAUCACCAGCAAGGGUAGCAGUGGCAAUGCUGGCCAUCACAAGACCACUGCAAAACAACAAGCAUCUACGUCAGCACAGCAGCAGCCGACGUCCUCCUCUUCCCACCAUGGCUGCUCCUCUUCGUCGUCGUCGUCAUCAUCGUCGUCGUCUGCAGCAGCUGCUGCAACAGAAACCACAGACACGACAGCCAUCGUGACGACAAACAGUGACGCCAGCGCAACCACGCCCGCCAUGUCAGACUCGGGCCUGUCGGCUGCAACAUCCGCGACAACAGCCACGUCAUCGCUCACAAGCGGCAGCGAGACAAGCGGUGUCGGUGGCGGCGCUGAGGAUGAUGAGCGAGCGAGGCGGAGGAAGGAGCUGGCUGAGCGGAGGGCGGCAAAGAAGCGCGAGCGUAAAGCCAUGGAGGAAAAGGUUCUCUCAGAGGCACUGGCCAUCAUCGAGGCUUUGGAAGAGUGA